CUGGAGGCAGACUCGAAAUCGGAUCGUAACGGUACCGCGGAGCGCCAUCUGUCGGAGCUGGAACGCACGACCCGGUUGGUGCAGCAGCUGGAGUCGGUCGAGACGGAGUACGAGUCGAUUAUCAACAAGCUGCCACGGGACUGCAGCCAGAUCGAGCGGCUCCGAGGGGCCGGCCGGCCGGCGGAGCAGACGGGCGACGGGGGCCUCUACCUGAUAGCGCCGGCCGAGCAGCACCACCCGCUGAUGACGCAGUGCUUCGGCGAGUGGACGACGGUCCAGCGGCGCCAGGACGGCACGGUCGACUUUAACCGUUCGUGGGAGGAGUACGCCGGCGGCUUCGGGACGCCGGCGGGCGAGUUCUGGAUCG
Molecule: messenger RNA, 367 nt
Organism: Anopheles cruzii
Lineage: Eukaryota; Metazoa; Arthropoda; Insecta; Diptera; Culicidae
Product: protein scabrous-like
Exons: 1
Source: RefSeq, a predicted model, not a curated record